Messenger RNA from Sapajus apella (tufted capuchin), 1870 nucleotides. RefSeq names its product selenoprotein V (gene SELENOV). The record is from RefSeq and is a predicted model, not a curated record. Gene Ontology annotation, cellular component: cytosol. Gene Ontology annotation, biological process: response to selenium ion. Lineage: Eukaryota; Metazoa; Chordata; Mammalia; Primates; Cebidae. The transcript is spliced from 6 exons.
UUGCAGUGAGCUGAGAUGGGGCCACUGCACUCUAGCCUGGGCCACAGAGUGAGACUGUCUCAAAAGUACAUUCUCCGUGGCUCACCAUCAUUCUCCAGAUCUCAGUUGUCCCCUUUUCUAGGAAGCCCUCUCUGAUUGCCGCAAGGUGACUGCACCUAUUCUGGAAUCCCACAGCUUUUGGGCUUCCUCAUCCCGGCUCUGAACACUCUGGGUUGUAGCUCUUUGGUAAUGGGUAUGUGUCCCCCCACUGGACAGGGAGCGUGGUGAGGGCAGGGACCAGGGCUUUCCUGAUGCCUGCUCUGUCCUCAAAUUCACCCAGCAGAGAAGUGUGUACGCAGCAGGCACUCAGUACACAUAUACUGAAGACCCCAGUGUCACCGACAGCUGCGGGGAACUGGGGCAAUCUGGGUGUUUCUCAGUCCAGCGUCGGCGGUUAAGGGGGCAGGAAUUACUCGCCGAGGUCUGGAGGUCACCUGCCCUGCGAGGCUUGGAACCCGGGCGCUGGGUGGAACCCGGUGUAACAGAGCCCGCUGUGGUCGUGCUCCGUCUCAGAACCCGGUGCGGAAGACUCUCCGCCCAAGGAGGGAAGGCGGGCGGGACUCCCCCACCGGCGUGCCCGGGUCCCCCUGGGAUCCAUGAAUAACCAGGCGCGGACCCCCGCCCCCUCCUCUGCCCGGACCUCAACGUCGGUCCGAGCUUCUACCCCGACCCGGACACCGACUCCAGUCCGGACUCCGACCGCGGUCCGGGCUCGGACCCCCAUCCGGACCCUGAUCCCGUCUCUGGCCGGGACUCCCGCUCUGGUCCCGACUCCCACUCCGGCCCGGAUCUCCCGUCUGGUCCCGACUCCGGCUCCGGCCUGGACCUCCACCCCAGUCCCGACUCCUACUCCCGCCCGGACCCCAACUCCGAUCCCAACUCUGGUUCGGACCCUGACUCCAGUCCGGCUUCCAGCCCCCGCCCGGAUACCAGCCCCCACCCCGGCCCCGGCCCCGGUCCCAGCCCCGGCCCCGGCCCCGGUCCCAGCCCCCGCCCCGGCCCCGGCCCUGGCCCUGGCCCUACCCCCAGCUCCGGUCCUGGCCGGGAUUCGGGCCACGCUCCCCGUCUUGGACUCCUACCCGGCCUCGGCCCUACCUUGGGAUCCGCCCCCGGAACCUGCCCCGGAGCCGCGUGUGUCAGUGUCAUCCGAGGAGGAUCGUGAGCCGGCGCCGAGCCUGAAGCUCGUCCCGUCGGUCUCCGGCGAGACUGGGCCCGCCCUGGGGCCCCCUCCCGCGCGCACUCCACUGGCCACGAACCCACCCGGGCCCACGCUGGACUUCACGGCAGACUCGUCGGCCACUGGGCUGGCGGAUCCCACCAUUCCCAGCUCUGUCCCUGCGCCCAUCCUGGGGACUAUCCCGUCGGCCGCCUCCUUACUGAAUUCUACCGAAAGCUUCGUCUCAGCCAGUGAGAGCUUCGCGCUGGACAAGAGGGUCCCUAUUCGAGUGACCUACUGUGGCCUCUGAAGCUAUAGCCUUCGGUACAUUCUACUGAAAAAGAGCCUGGAGCAGCGAUUUCCAGAUCGCCUACUCUUUGAGGAGGACAGAGCUGCCCAGGCUACAGGGGAUUUUGAAGUGUUUGUAGAUGGGAGACUGGUCCAUUCCAAGAAGAGGGGUGAUGGCUUUGUGGAUGAGGCCAAGCUGCAGAAAAUUGUGAGCAUUAUUGAUGAGGAGAUCAAGAAGAGGUAGCCAGCAAGGGGUGGAGCUGGAGGAACCUCAGCAGGAUGAUGAUAAGGACUGAAAUGUUGCUAAGUCAGGUCCUUUUCUGAUGGUGGCUGGGGCUGGGGUGAGCCCAGGGAAGGGGAAGAGGAGAAUACAUACAGAGUCUGCCA